This is a messenger RNA of Linderina pennispora, 929 nucleotides long. RefSeq lists its product as uncharacterized. The transcript has a single exon. Bases 90 to 902 code for a protein of 270 amino acids. NCBI's taxonomy places the organism in Eukaryota, Fungi, Kickxellomycota, Kickxellomycetes, Kickxellales, Kickxellaceae. The record is from RefSeq and is a predicted model, not a curated record.
UGUAGUACAGCCCACAGGCAUUGCACGUGACAUGGCCCUCCGCGUCGCGUCUCCAUAGCGGCGUGUAGUCUGUGCCGCAGUUGAAGCAGAUGGAGCGCUCGCAGGCUGACCCAGCCUCGCUGAUCCCUGCCGAGCCGCCCCGGUUGCCCUGGCUGCCCGCCAGCGCCGAGCUGCCUGCAGCCGCGAUAGCUGCGGCUACGCUUGGGGGAAUGCGGCCGGGGCCGAUGGCGCUCUCGGGGAUCGGGCCGACAAUGUUUCCUUGCUCGUCUGUCGCUGCGCCAUUGGCAAUGGCUGCUGCCCGCUCCAGCAGCAGUCAGCCGCCGCACGACCCCGCCGGCGUUGACGCCCAGCGACCGCGGCGUGUGCGGCAGGUGCUUCUGGUUGUAGGCCGGGCAGCCAUUACACGACGGCCCUCCGCCCUUCCCGUUGCAGGUACCGUUGCCCGGACAGGUUCCCUCGUCGUGCGAGUGGCUGCAGUUGCCACCGCUGCACGAAUGCGAGGACGGCGCAGAAUCAUCGGGCUUCGACAAGGCUGCGGCGGCUGCGGCCUCGGCCUGGCGCUGGGUGCGCUUCAGCGACGGUGGGCGCAUCUUGCCAUACGAUUUCAAAUACAGCCCGCAGGCAUUGCAGAUGGGCUGGCCACGCGGAUCGCGUCUCCACAGCGGGGUCUUGGUUGUGCCGCAGUUGACACACGUCAUCGGGCCAACCGGCGGGGCAACCGCUGCCUUCGAUGUCUUACUAGCCGCCUUUGUGUCUGUGGAGCCGCUCUCCUGGCCACUGGUGCCCGGUGGGCCGCCCUCAGCUUUGCCCGCAUGUUUGCCGCGCUUCGCCUGCGGACCCAGAUUGCCUGCCGAGGCCACCAGCUGCCCGCUUAUUGGUCUUGCCGACGCGCUUGGCAAUAAAGGUGACGCCCAUCGAGGCCGCCUUCA